CGAUAACAGUAUUUAUGACGUCAUAUUUCUGAACCAAAUAUAUAUAUAUACAUACACACACACACACAUACAUCUUGAUCUUCUUCUUCACAAGGCGUGUUCAUCGGCUGUGAGGUGGUGAUUAUCUGUCAGUCUCCUGUAAUCUGUAAAAGAAGCAAAAUGGCAGUCGAGAAGGCUGGCAUUGCCAAAGAUGUUACCGAAUUAAUUGGAAAAACCCCGUUGGUGUAUCUGAACCAAGUCGUGGAAGGUUGUGUUGCUCGAAUCGCUGCCAAAUUGGAAAUGAUGGAGCCCUGCUCCAGUGUAAAAGACAGGAUUGGCUAUAGUAUGAUUGCAGAUGCUGAGGCGAAAGGCCUUAUCACACCUGGGCAGAGUGUCCUCAUCGAGCCAACAAGUGGUAAUACUGGGAUAGGAUUAGCCUUCAUGGCAGCAGCUAAGCAUUACAAACUUAUCAUUACAAUGCCUGCUUCAAUGAGUCUUGAAAGAAGAAUCAUCCUUCGGGCUUUUGGAGCUGAGUUGGUUCUCACGGAUCCUGCAAAGGGCAUGAAAGGGGCUGUUCAGAAGGCUGAAGAGAUAUUGGCAAAGACACCUAAUGCCUACAUUCUUCAGCAGUUUGAAAAUCCGGCCAACCCUAAGAUACAUUAUGAAACCACUGGACCAGAGAUAUGGGAAGGUUCAGGAGGGAAAGUAGAUGCUUUUGUUUCUGGGAUAGGUACAGGUGGAACUAUAACAGGUGCAGGGAAGUUUCUAAAGGAGAAGAAUCCUGACAUAAAGCUGUAUGGUGUGGAACCGGUCGAAAGUCCCGUCCUAACUGGAGGAAAGCCUGGUCCACACAAGAUCCAAGGAAUAGGAGCUGGUUUUAUCCCCGGUGUUUUGGAAGUCAAUAUCAUCGAUGAAGUCAUUCAAAUAUCAAGUGAUGAAGCAAUUGAAACUGCAAAGCUUCUCGCACAUAAAGAGGGUUUGCUUGUGGGAAUAUCAUCUGGAGCUGCUGCCGCCGCUGCAAUUAAAAUUGCAAAGAGACCAGAAAAUGCUGGAAAGCUCAUUGUUGUGAUAUUUCCAAGCUUUGGGGAGAGGUAUCUCUCCUCUGUGUUGUUUGAGUCGGUGAGACGGGAAGCUGAAAGCAUGACUUUCGAGCCCUGAGCUGAUUCCUCGAUUUCUGGCCGCUUCAAGUGCGGCCAGUGGUUCCGAAUUGUCUCGCUUCUUGAGUUAAAACUAGGAUAAUCUGGCUGUGUUUUGAGCCCUGGUCUGUUCUCCGGGUUUUGGCACUUUUUCAGUCCAUUUUCUUGUACCUUUCUCUUUGCAUCUGCAACGACUAAAUUAACUUCUUAGUCGUAUCUUCACUUAUUUGUUCCUUCACAAAAUAAUUCUAAAGGUCUCCUCAGCCUUCAAUAAAAUUAAUUUCCUAGUAACAAAGGAUAUAAGAAAUUUAAAUAGACUUUUUUUUUU
Molecule: messenger RNA, 1443 nt
Organism: Malus domestica (apple)
Lineage: Eukaryota; Viridiplantae; Streptophyta; Magnoliopsida; Rosales; Rosaceae
Product: cysteine synthase
Cellular component (GO): cytoplasm
Molecular function (GO): cysteine synthase activity
Source: RefSeq, a predicted model, not a curated record